GUCUUCUGGGUUAUUCUGCGGAUUCACACAUGCUUCUUUGACUUUCGUUCAGUUCCAACUGCACCCGCAAGCUCAGGUGCGUGCACACGGCUGGUUCAACGUAGGCUGCACAGCGCAUGGAGACGGACGCCUGAAUCUAAUCAGCACACCCGCCGCCUUACCCCAUACCUUGGACCUUGGAGUUGCCUCACGCGUUUCUCCGUGAUUCUUGGGCGACACUGGGCACCACAAGAUGGACCGACGCGUGUGGCUGCGUCGGAGAACGUCGCUGUUAAAUGUCCUUUUCAUUUUUCUACACGUAUUAACAACAGGGCGAGCAGUUGAUCCCAUCGACAUGCUGAAGAUUUUGGACCUAUCAGACACAAUGGAGGGCGUUUCCCUGGAGGCGGGUCUCUGCACGAGUAGGCAGGGCAUGGAGGAACCAGACCUAUCCUACAAGAUUGACAAGAAAAUUCAGCUCAGUGUUCCAACCAAUCAGAUUUUCCCAGAUGACGUGUUCCCGGUGGACUUCUCUGUGGUGGCGACGGUGCGCGCGAAGCGUGGCGCCCAGUGCUUCCUGCUGUCGGUGUACGACAGCGAGGGCGUGCAGCAGGUGGGCCUGGAGCUAGGGCGCUCGCCUGUCUUCCUGUACGAGGACCAGCACGGCCAGCCCUCCCCCGACCUCUACCCCAUAUUCAAGAAGGUCAACCUGGCCGACGGAAAAUGGCACAGACUGGCCUACAGUGUGGAGGGUCAAAAGGUCACGCUCUACUUGGACUGCCAGAAGGUCGACACCCUGGACCUGCCCCGGGGUCACGACCCCCGAGUCAGCACGGAUGGGGUCACCGUGUUCGGGACGAGACUUUUGGAUGAGGAAGUGUUUGAGGGCGAGAUCCAGCAGCUUUUGAUCAUCCCUGACCCCAGUGCCGCCGCCGACUACUGCCAGAACUUCAUCCCUGACUGUGACUCCGCCCUCACCUACAACAGCCUAUCACUGGACCCAGAGGAGGUGGAGAAGCCCAAACGGAAGCCCGUGGUGGAGGAGUUUGAGGAGGACUUCUAUCACGGCCUCUAUGACGAGGACAUCCCCGUCUCCUCGGUGACCGUGGGCCCCAACAUCACUGAGUAUGAGAUCAUUGAGUAUGAGGAGUAUGAGAAUGUGACGGACGAGUAUGAGGUGAAGGAGUACGAGGUCUAUGAGGAGUACGACGACCGCUACGGUCCCGCCGAGCGUGAGGGCGAGGAGGUGUGGGACGGUCAGGGAUCUUCACUACCAGAGAAAGGACAGAAGGGAGAACCUGCAUAUCUUGGAGAGGGCACCAUAAUUGAAGGACCCCAUGGCCUCCCAGGACCUGAGGGACCCCCAGGUGAGCCUGGACCCAUGGGACCCAUGGGGCCAAGAGGAGAUCCAGGUGAACUGGGGCCUGCGGGACGACCAGGACUCGCUGGGGCUGAUGGGAUACCGGGGCCUCCGGGUACCAUGCUAAUGUUACCGUUCCAGUUUGGUGGUGAUGCAGCAAAGGGACCAGUGGUUUCAGCCCAGGAGGCUCAAGCCCAGGCUAUCCUCCAGCAGACUAAGCUCUCCAUGAAGGGGCCUCCAGGGCCACUGGGACUGAUGGGCCGCCCAGGGCCACUGGGUUCAACAGGGACAAGUGGGUUUAAAGGAGCAAGUGGAGAUCCUGGACCACCAGGGCCUCGUGGUUUGCCAGGCCCACCAGGGCAAAAUGGGAAGCAAGGGAAGAGAGUGAGUGCAGAAUUUAAAGAGGGCAUUGGUGGUACUGAUGGAAGAGAGGUGAGCCCGGAGGCGGGAUCAAAGGGUGACAGAGGUUUUGAUGGACUACCUGGUCUCCCUGGAAACAAAGGGCAUAGGGGUGAAACUGGGAAGAAAGGUGCAGUGGGGCCACUAGGACUGCCUGGUGAGAAGGGGUCGGAUGGCCAGCCCGGACCGAGAGGACAGCCAGGUGAUAUUGGUCCUCGUGGUAUGCCUGGACCCAGAGGGAAUGCAGGACCUCCAGGACAAGCUGGUAUCGUCGGCAUAGAUGGAGUCCAGGGGUCAAAGGGGAACCUGGGACCCCCUGGAGAACCUGGAGCUCCAGGGCAACAAGGAAACCCUGGAUUUGUGGGUUUCCCAGGCCCCCAGGGGCCUAUCGGACUGCCAGGUGAAAAGGGACCACAAGGGAAAAAAGGAAUGAAGGGACUGCCAGGUAUUGAUGGACCUUCGGGUCACCCAGGACGAGAGGGACCACCUGGAGAGAAAGGACUCCCGGGUCCUUCUGGUGUUCAAGGCCCUGUUGGAUAUCCUGGGGCUCGUGGAGUCAAGGGAGCGGAUGGUCUCAGAGGCCUGAAGGGGAGCAAAGGAGAAAAGGGUGAAGAUGGCUUCCCUGGAGCUAAGGGGGAGAUGGGAACAAAAGGAGACAAUGGGGAUUCUGGAGCCCCAGGGCCCCGUGGUGAGGAUGGUUUGGAGGGCCCCAAGGGUCAGUCUGGUCCCCUGGGAGAGGCAGGAUCUGGUGGCAUGGCCGGAGAGAAGGGGAAACUUGGAGUUCCAGGACUGCCUGGCUACCCAGGAAGACAAGGACCUAAGGGAGCUGAUGGUUUCCCUGGAGCCAUCGGUGUAGCCGGUGAGAAGGGCAAAAAGGGUCCACAAGGGCCACCAGGGAUUGCCGGCCAGAGAGGUGCAAAUGGUGCGCGUGGAGCCAGAGGUGCUAGAGGUCCCACAGGAAAGUCAGGUGCAAAGGGAUCAUCAGGGCAUGAUGGCCCGCCUGGACCGACUGGGGAAAGGGGACCUCAAGGACCUCAAGGAAGAAAUGGGGAGCCAGGGCCAAAGGGACCCAACGGCCCCAGCGGGAAAGACGGUUUGCCAGGUCAUCCAGGCCAGAGGGGGGAGCCGGGUUUCCAAGGAAAGACAGGUCCCCCUGGACCAUCUGGUGUUGUCGGACCACAGGGUAACUCAGGAGAAACUGGGCCAAUGGGAGACCGGGGUCAUCCGGGGUCACCAGGCCCACCUGGAGAGCAGGGUCUCCCUGGAGCAGCUGGCAAAGAAGGAGCCAAGGGUGACCCAGGUCUUCCAGGUACUCCGGGAAAGGCUGGUCCUGCAGGGCUACGAGGCUUCAGAGGCAGCAGAGGUGCCACCGGUGCCAUGGGCCCUGCUGGACUGAAAGGAGGUGAAGGACCCGUCGGAGCCGCUGGCCCAGUGGGUCCCACUGGUGAGAGGGGCCCCCCGGGUAGAGUGGGUGCGAUUGGCCAGCCUGGACGCACGGGCCCCAUUGGUGGACCCGGACCAGCAGGAGAGAAGGGAGAGCCGGGAGAGAAAGGUCUGAUUGGACCGGCAGGGCAGGACGGAGAUCAGGGACCCGCGGGGCCCCCUGGAGUGUCUGGACCUGCGGGACCACCCGGAGAGGACGGAGAUAAGGGAGAGGUUGGAGGACCAGGCCAAAAGGGAAGCAAAGGGGACAAAGGAGAAGGGGGACCUCCGGGAGCUCCUGGCAUUCAGGGUCCUGUCGGACAGCCAGGACUACCGGGUGUGGACGGAACAGCAGGGCUUCCGGGACAGAUGGGCAUGAGAGGACAGAAGGGUGACGAGGGACUCCGGGGCUUCAAGGGAUCCACAGGGCCUGGGGGACUCCAGGGGAUGCCAGGACCACCGGGGGAGAAGGGCGACAGUGGCCACGCAGGGUUAGCGGGUCCACCAGGGCAGAUGGGACCAAGAGGGCCUGUAGGACCCAGUGGGGGACAGGGACCACCUGGGAGACCAGGAAUCAUUGGAACAUCAGGUGCUGUUGGUGAGAAGGGAGAAGAUGGCGAGGCUGGUGACCCAGGCUCUGUUGGUGUUCCGGGCGGUCAAGGAGACAAGGGGGAUCAGGGGGAGAAGGGCGACACGGGGCUGCCGGGAGCGGCUGGACCUCCAGGAGGCCGCGGAACAGCGGGGGAGGAUGGAGCCAAAGGGAACUCGGGUCCUAUUGGGUUUCCAGGUGACCAGGGAGCGCCCGGAGAACCCGGGAUUAAUGGUGUAGACGGCUCAGUAGGAUCUAAGGGUGACAAUGGGGACCCAGGCAAAGCUGGACCUCCAGGGGCUUCAGGAGAACCAGGUCCACCUGGGAGACCAGGCCGAAGGGGUCACCUGGGUCCAGUUGGAAAAGAGGGCAAACCAGGCAUGAAAGGCGAAAAGGGAGCGCCGGGAUAUGAGGGGCUUCUUGGGAAGACCGGUCCAGUGGGUGGACAGGGGAAUCCUGGGAAACCUGGACCACAGGGCCUCCGGGGCAUCCCUGGGCCAGCGGGAGAACAAGGCUUGAAUGGACCGCCCGGCCAGACAGGACCUCCUGGACCUAUGGGUCCACCAGGACUACCGGGGUUGAAAGGAGACCCAGGAAAGAAAGGAGAAAAGGGCCACGGUGGUCUUAUCGGCCUGAUCGGACCUCCUGGCGAGGCCGGAGAGAAGGGAGACAGAGGGUUGCCUGGCAACCAAGGAGCACAAGGAGCCAAAGGAGAGGAGGGUCCCCUUGGUCCUCCAGGCCUCAAUGGACCACCUGGUCCUCCAGGUCUCGCGGGAGCUACAGGCCAGCAAGGAUCCAAAGGCAAUCAGGGACCUAUUGGCCCCCGAGGUGACCCAGGCCCUGCUGGACCCCCUGGACCUCCAGGCCUGCCAGCAUUGAGCAGCCGUUCUCUGCCGUACCAGGGCGACGGAACCGGAACUGGCCGCCGGCGUCGCCACCCCACCACUGUGGACGGUGCCGCCAUGGAGGACGACUCGGUGACGCUCGUCCGCGACGCAGAUGAGGAAGAGGAGGAAGUGGACGAGGAGGGCAUCUUCCUCAGCGACCAGCCGGCGGCAGCAGAGGGUGGCGAGGGCCAGGACAUGGAGGAGGUGUUCGCCUCGCUGUCGUCCAUGCGUGUGGAGGUGGAGAGCAUGCGCACGCCGCUGGGCACGUUCGACAGUCCCGCGCGCACCUGCAAGGAGCUCUGGUACUGCCACCCUGAGUACAAGGACGGUGAAUACUGGAUUGACCCGAACCAGGGUUGCCAUAGAGAUGCCUUCAAGGUGUUCUGCAACUUCACGGCAGAGGGAGACACGUGUUUGGACCCGGACAGCAAGUUCCAGUCGGUUAAACUGGCUGCAUGGAACAAGGAGAAGCCUGGCACUUGGUACAGUCAGUUCAAGAAAGGCUCCAAGUUUGUGUACACGGACGUGAGUGGGCAGCCGGUGCAUGUGGUGCAGCUGAACUUCUUGAAGCUGCUGAGUGCCACAGCCCACCAGACCUUCACCUACGUGUGCCAGAACUCGGCCGGCUGGUACGAUAGCGCCUCCGGGGGGUACGGUCAUGCACUGCGCUUCAGGGGGAGCGGAGGCGAGGAGCUCACCCACGAGAACUCGCAGUUCAUCCAGCCACUCCGGGACGGCUGUCAGUCACGCGUUGGGCAGGAGAGGACUGUGCUAGAGUUUGAUUCGCCGGACUCCGAGAUGUUUCCCAUCAUGGACGUGGUCGUGUCGGACUUCGGCAACAGCAAGCAGAAGUUUGGCUUUGAGCUGGGACGCGUUUGCUUCAACGGCUAGCGCCCCCUGCAGUCUGGGUGUACUCACUGCAGUCGAGAGGGAAGGGACUUUGAUGAGUGCCACUGCUUGUGUCUGAGUUAAGACAUACACAAGCCAGCGGAGGGCGCCACGGUUUAUUGUGUCACAAACGGAAAACAUUCUCUCCUGAGGUCAGGUGACCAUGAAGCAGCCAAUGGGAGGUCACAGCAGUCUCUGCCAGGACUCAGGCAAAUAAAAAAGAACACUUUGGGCCAGUUUCUUGGACAUCGAUUAAUCAUAAGUCCUAGAACCAAAAGCUCUUCUCCAGUGAAGGGCUUCCUCGUAUAGCGGUCUUUUAGAUAAGGACUAGACUAAAGGGUCGUUCACAUCAGGAAUGAUAACUAUAACAACAACAAUAACAACAAAAGCGUCCACACUGACCAAGCGUCCACACUGACCAUCUCUCCUCAUGGUGAUGAAUGUAAUGGCUAAAAUGUUAUGUAUUCUGUUUGGCUGUCAGCUUUUUAUCGUUCUCAAAAUUGCUCUGACAGUGAUCCCCAACGAUAUUGUUCUUUAUGUCGUUAUUGUAUGUGUGGACGUCGUCAUCCAAAUUAGGACGAUAUUGUUUUGACGUUAUCGUUAUCAUUAUAGCUACCGUUCUUGUUGUGAACAGCCUUGUAAUCCAUGUCUGGGAAACCGGCCCUUUUUAUAUAUUUAUGCACUCACUCAAACUGACACAACACACAUGCAUUCAAUCAAAGACUCAGCUGAUUUUUAUUCAUUACUCGCCGACUCAACUUUAGUACACAUCUGUCGAUUACAGUCAAACUGAAACCCAAUGACUUCCUCUUCCACGCUUCUUCAUGAACUCACUCAUUCAAACUGAACCUGCAACCUUGUACAAAUAACCAGUCCAGUUAUAUGACUAGUGCAAUGACAUCCGCUUUCACACUUCGGUCCUGUAUAUUAUACAGAAAAGGACAGACACGCUCACUGACCUCGCCACUUCACCUCUGCACCUUUGGUCCACUGCUACCAACUGAACACAGUACAUUACACAAAUGUCCGAUCCAGUCUGUCUCACAGAAACCUAUAUGUUUACUGAAAUCCUUCAUACAGCAUGUAAACCUCAUUUUCAUUUUCAUAAUUUUAUUAUUUGUUUAUUAUAUGUUUUUUUUAUUAUUAUUAUUGUUUCAUUUCUUGUUUUGUAUUAAUUGUUUGAAUGUUACGUAAUGGUGCUACACAACCCCACAUAGCUGUUUACAUUCUCAAGGGUUUCUUGUUUUUGUUUUUGUUUUGUUUCAUUUGUUAAUUUUGUCUUUUUGUGUUUGUUUCAUCUUUGUUUGCAAUCAGGCCGUGCAUUCUGGGUAAAAAAGUACAUCGAUAUCAGAGGAGAAAAGUGUCAUAUUUGACACCCAAGUUUUCUGUCUCGUCUUUACCUGUGAUCUGUCAGGAAGCCCCGCCCUUUUGCACAUCAAUCACAGCUCAGUAGCCAAUCAGACAUCAGGAUGAGCUGGAAGGUGCGCAUCAUGGUAAGCGCCACCUUUACUCAGAGGCGAGUGGCAGCCAUUUUGGACAGCAUUUUCAUAACAGAGUAUAUAUCUGAUGCCUCAGCGACAUUUUAUGCAUAUUUGUGGGAUGUCAAAAAAGAUUUAAGAAUAAAAUAUUCUUUGAUAAAUUACAAA
This is a messenger RNA of Alosa alosa (allis shad), 7170 nucleotides long. It is a transcript of the gene col5a3b, whose product is annotated as collagen, type V, alpha 3b. The record is from RefSeq and is a predicted model, not a curated record. The transcript is spliced from 66 exons. The coding region runs from base 233 to 5527 and encodes 1764 amino acids. Lineage: Eukaryota; Metazoa; Chordata; Actinopteri; Clupeiformes; Clupeidae. Gene Ontology annotation, molecular function: extracellular matrix structural constituent.